Messenger RNA from Setaria italica (foxtail millet), 2497 nucleotides. RefSeq names its product protein NLP3. The transcript is spliced from 5 exons. The record is from RefSeq and is a predicted model, not a curated record. Gene Ontology annotation, molecular function: DNA-binding transcription factor activity; protein binding. NCBI's taxonomy places the organism in Eukaryota, Viridiplantae, Streptophyta, Magnoliopsida, Poales, Poaceae. Bases 124 to 2373 code for a protein of 749 amino acids.
ACCUGCUCGGUGGUGAUGCGGGGUGGUUGAAUUGAUUGGAGAGUAGUAGGAUUUGGGUGGGAAGCUGCGGCUCGACGUUGCUGCGGCGCGGUGCAUGCGGCUGCGGGGUUGAUCGGCUUGGGCAUGGUGGUCGGGAUGGAGGUGGAGGUGGAUGUGGACGGCGUGCUCCAGCGCUUCGACUUCCGCCUCGACCGCGGCGACGACGGCCACGGCCGGGGAAGCGAUCCAUGUGCGAGUGACCGGAGCAGGAGCGGCGGCGGAGGAGCGGAGGGGAAGGAGGUUGGCGGCGGCGGCGCGGUGAAGGAGCGGAUCGCGCGGGCGCUGAGGAUCUACAAGGAGGCGGCGGGGGAUGGCGGCGGCGCGCUGGUGCAGGUGUGGGCGCCGGCGCGGGACGGGGGGCGCCGGGUGCUGGCCACCCGCGGCCAGCCUUUCGUGCUGGCGCCGCCGCAGUGCCACCGGCUGUUCCAGUACCGGACCGUCUCGCUGACGCACGCCUUCCCCGUCGGCGGCGCCGGCGUGCCCGGGGAGCGCGGCCUGCCGGGGCGGGUGUUCGACGCCGGCGCGCCAGAGUGGACGCCCAACGUGCAGUACUACGGCACCGGCGAGUACGCGCGCAUCAGCUACGCGCUCAUCUACGACAUCCAGGCCGCCCUCGCGCUGCCCAUCCUCGAACCCGCCACGGGAUCCUGCGUCGCCGUCAUCGAGCUGGUCACCACCUCGCCCAGGAUCCGCUUCGCCGACGAGGUCGACAAGCUCUCCAAGGCCCUCCAGGAAGUGGCGUUGAGAGGUUCAGAGAUCUGCCGCCCCGCACCCGAGGUCUGCAACGACGAUGCUGCUGAGAUGGCAAUGUCCGAAGUUUCAGACAUCUUGACCACAGUGGGUGAAGCUCACAAGCUGCCAUUAGCGCAGGCCUGGGUGAGAUGCAAGCGUUGCAGCUCCAGCACGGACGACCACGCCUCCCUGACGGCGGCCGGCACGCCGUUCUACCUCGCCGACGCAGAUCAAAGGCUUCUUGGCUUCCGCGAGGACUGCGUCGAGCACCACCUGCGUCCCGGUCGCGGCGGGGUCGUCGAGGAAGCCGCCGCGGCGCGCGGGCCCCGCUUCUGCGCCGACGUCACCAAGUACUCCAUGGACGUGUACCCGCUCGCGCACCACGCGCGCUUCUGCGGCCUCGCCGGCUGCCUCGCCGUCUGCGUGCAGCUGCGCCGCGAUGGCGACGACGCGUCCAUGGAUGACAGCAGCCGGGAAGGGUGCGUGCUGGAGUUCUUCCUCCCGCUGGACUGCAGAGACGGCACAGAGCAGAAGGCGGCGGCGGACGCCAUCGCGGCCACCAUCACGGAACACUUUGGCAAUGGCCAUCUGAAGGCGACUGUGAUAAGUGGGUUGGAGGAUUUGUCUUUUGAGAUCGAUGCAGAUGGUGAUUGCGUGCUCCGACCUGAUCCUGUGAUCAUGGCUGAUGCCCCUGAGUUUGAGCUGAACGAUCAUGGAGGAGAUGAGAGGGAUUCAGAUGAGGAGGGUCUACAUCUGGCAGCUGCUGUGGGUACUGCUGACAUUGAAGCACCCAAGAUGAACAGUGGUGAUCAAAAUGGAGGCGAGGAUCCAAGAUCACAAGUUGGCGAGAAGAAAAAGAAGACCAAAAGAAAGAAUGAAAAAACUGUCAGUUUGGAGGUACUGCAACGGUACUUCUCAGGGAGCCUGAAAGAUGCCGCGAGGAGCCUUGGUGUUUGUCCGACAACAAUGAAGCGCAUCUGCAGGCAGCACGGCAUCUCCAGAUGGCCAUUCCGCAAGAUCGCCAAGGCGAACCGUUCUCUUGACAAGAUCAAGCGCGUCUUUGAGUCGGUGCCAGGCUCAUCAAACCCCAUGGCUGCUUCUACUCCUGCUGCCACUGCUUCUCACCAAGCUCCAGCUGUGGCUACUGCUCGUGGUGAUCAUGCCCUGCCAUGCCUAUCAAGUGCUCUGGGAGUGGCCUCCUCCCAAGGCUCAUGCCAUGCGCCGCCGCCUCCUCCCAGGGACGCCGCAUUGCGCACGCCUUUGCAUGGCGUGGACGCUGGCGUGGUGACGGUCAAGGCCAGCUACAAAGGGGACAUCAUCAGGUUCAGGGUGCCAAGCUCUGCAGGCGUAGCGACGGUGAAGCGGGAGGUGGCUAAGAGGCUGGGGCUGGAGGCCAGCGAGUUCGACGUCAAGUACCUGGACGAUGACAACGAGUGGGUGCUCUUGUCCUGCGACGCCGACUUCCAGGAGUGCCUCGACGUCGUCCCGGCAUUGUCGGGAACGUCAACAUCGUCUGGCUCCGGUGCGGCUCAGCCGGUGAUCAGGUUGAUGGUGCAGGAGUUGGCUGAAAUCGAUGGCAGCUCCUGUGGCAGCUCAGAUUAGUCACAGAAAAUAGAGCCUUGGCCCUUGGCGCUUGACCGCCCUAACAUCUUUAUGAUAUCUUUGCAAAUAACGAAGCAUUACUCUCUUCUACGUGUUCUUUUCUUCAGCUUAUCAUGAGGACCAA